Apaloderma vittatum (bar-tailed trogon) is the source of this 1084-nucleotide messenger RNA. RefSeq names its product nuclear cap binding protein subunit 2, 20kDa (gene NCBP2). NCBI's taxonomy places the organism in Eukaryota, Metazoa, Chordata, Aves, Trogoniformes, Trogonidae. The transcript is spliced from 3 exons. Gene Ontology annotation, biological process: mRNA cis splicing, via spliceosome. The record is from RefSeq and is a predicted model, not a curated record. Gene Ontology annotation, cellular component: nuclear cap binding complex. The annotation marks the transcript as partial. Gene Ontology annotation, molecular function: RNA cap binding.
GGUAGCAGGCAGCUGCAGGAGAAAUCCCUGAAAAUUUCCUCUACGCUGUAUGUUGGCAACCUCUCCUUCUACACCACCGAGGAGCAGAUUCAGGAGCUCUUCUCCAAGUGCGGAGACGUCAAGAGGAUCGUCAUGGGGUUGGACAAGAUCAAGAAAACCCCCUGUGGCUUCUGCUUUGUCGAAUACUACACAAGAGCAGACGCUGAACACGCAAUGCGAUUUAUCAAUGGCACACGACUAGAUGACCGCAUCAUUCGAACUGACUGGGAUGCAGGGUUUAAGGAGGGACGACAGUAUGGAAGGGGAAAGACUGGAGGACAGGUGCGAGAUGAGUACCGGACAGACUACGAUGUGGGAAGAGGUGGCUUUGGCAAGAUCAUUCAGAUGCAGAAGGCAAAUCAUCAGCCUGCAAUCUAUUAAUUUCCUUGUGGAUCUUAGCUCAUAGAGGACUUUGUCUUUCCAGAGCUAGCUAGCCCUUUUCUUACAUUCUGGACUGGGGUACGGAGUGACGUCCAAGUUGCAGCAAAAGGUGACCCUCCUUAGACUGUGAAUAUACAUGUAUUCAUUCCCCCUUCUUUCCGGGCUAGAGAGGAUGUUCUGUGCUGAUACAGGGCAAGAAGGGAAAAUUAAAUGGACAGCUCUGCAGGAUUGUGGGUAAGAAUAAAUGCAGCACGUCACACACACCUUGUGCUAUGACAUACUCUUCAUGUUGCAGCUAAGCAGGUGGCUUCCUCCAACCUGCAGCUGCAGCCAUGGUUGCUUUCAAGUGGAACUUCCUAAAAGCUUACCACCAUUGGCGCCCUCCAGGUGCCUGGGCACCUUGUGGUGAUGCACAGGAGAUUCAGUUUUCUAAUGUGCAACCUCAUCUGCUUACAAAGCAGUAUCACUGUUUGGAUGAGAAGUGGAACAAGGUCGUCUUGCCCACUUGGAAGUGGUUGUCCAGCCCUUGGGUUGGUCAGGGCCUGCAGAGCAUUUCUCUUCAUGAUGCCCCCAGUGCUGCCUGGCUUUUCAGAUCCUUACUGCUUGGCAUGAUUUUGUUAAAAGUUUCAUCUAAUUUUUUAAAUAAACACUUGUAUUGGGUCUG